AUGGAAGAAGAAGAACUGCAUACCAUGCAUGAAAGCACCAUAAAUUCACCCAAUACAAAUUACGUGCAACCAUCCCAUCCGGACUCUGAUUACGAAGUAAUUCAAAAUGAUGUAUAUGAUGAUAAACUGUGGUGUGUUCUGUUUGACGACGGCAACGACAAGGAGAAUCCCAUGAACAUGUCACCUGUUCGCAAGUGGAUAAUCGUAAUUCUCAUCUCGCUGUUAAGUGUCAAUGUCACUUGUAUCUCCUCAGCAUGGUCCCUAGCUUCAGAUAAUAUUAUAGAGCAUUUCGGGAUCAGCCACGAGGUCAGUGUUCUUGGAAUAUCGCUAUAUAUCUGGGGGUUGGGUACUGGAGGCAUAUUUCUCUCUCCAAUUUCAGAGUUUCAUGGACGAAGAAUAGUGUAUGUUGUGGGUCUAGCACUUAUGAUUGCUUUCCAGUUUCUUACCGCCUUUUGCGAUAAUAUCGGCGGUAUGCUUUUUGGAAGAUUGGCUUCGGGAAUAUUUGGAGCAUCGUUUAUGUCUGUUGCUUCUGGCACAUUUAGUGACUUAUUUGAUAAAGAACACAUGCACUAUCCCAUCAUGCUUUAUGGUGUUAGCCCAUUUCUUGGUCCGCUGUUGGGACCGCUUAUAUCUGGCUUUGUAAAUUCCCACAUCAGCUUUCGGUGGACUUUUUACAUCAUGAUUAUUUGGUCCGGUGCACUUUUGGGCCUUCUCAUAGUGAUUGUGCCUGAAACAUAUCAACCGGUAUUAUUGCAUUGGAAAGCACAAAGACUCAGAAAGGAAACAGGCGAUAAUCGUUACUAUGCUCCCAUUGAACGAGAUAAGGAAUCGUUAUUCGAGUCGAUUAUUUUAUCGUCUAAAAGACCCAUACUAUUAUUAGUCAAAGACCCAAUGAUGCUUGUUCUAUGCUUCUACAGCGGCUUUUGUCUCGCUAUAGUCUACAUGUUCUUUGUGGCCAUUCCAUACAUAUUCAAAACGGUCUACGAUUUCAAUCUCAGCCAACAAGGUAUGUCAUUUUUGGGUCUCAUGGUGGGAAUGCUUAUUGCCUGCAUCGGUACCCCCACAUAUGUACAAAAAAAGCACGAAGAACUUGUUCGGAAAAAUAAUGGGGUAGCCAAACCCGAGUUUCGAUUCUUGGCACUUUUGGUUGGGGUAUUUUUCGUACCUAUUGGUCUUUUCAUUUUGGCAUGGACAACUUAUCGUAAAGUUCAUUGGAUAGCCCCAAUCAUAGGAUCUGCUGUUUUCGGAUUUGCAACAGUAUUGGUGUUCAAUGGCAUCUUCGCUUAUACAGUAGAAGCGUAUAGACUUUACACAGCAUCGGCAAUGGCUGCUAAUUCAUUUGUGAGGUCACUCAUGUCCGGAGUAUUUCCCCUCUUUGGAUUGCAAAUGUAUGAACACAUGGGCAUACAUUGGGCUUCUACUCUCUUGGCAUUAUUUGGUUGCUUGCUUAUACCUGUACCUUUUUUAUUUUACAGGUUCGGGGAGAAACUUAGAAGUUUGAGCCCUUAUGCAUGGUCAUGA
This is a messenger RNA of Meyerozyma guilliermondii ATCC 6260, 1521 nucleotides long. RefSeq lists its product as uncharacterized. Gene Ontology annotation, molecular function: transmembrane transporter activity. The record is from RefSeq and is a predicted model, not a curated record. NCBI's taxonomy places the organism in Eukaryota, Fungi, Ascomycota, Pichiomycetes, Serinales, Debaryomycetaceae. Bases 1 to 1521 code for a protein of 506 amino acids. Gene Ontology annotation, biological process: transmembrane transport. The transcript has a single exon.